Molecule: messenger RNA, 897 nt
Organism: Medioppia subpectinata
Lineage: Eukaryota; Metazoa; Arthropoda; Arachnida; Sarcoptiformes; Oppiidae
Source: the annotation of a GenBank genome assembly
GGUAUAUUCUGGGACAUCGAGAACCUUCAGGUGCCGACCGAUCGGUCAGCCAUACAACUGGUGGAGCGGAUCCGGCGCUUGUGUUUUGAGCGCAAGUACCGCGAGAGCGAGUUUCUGGUGGUUUGCGACACAUAUAAGACAAACCCCAAAUUGCUCAACGAUCUGAACGCAGCGCAGGUGACAGUCAUUCACGUAAACGGUAUGGCGAAGAACGCGGCCGACGACAAGCUUCGGCAGCAGAUCCAGCGAUUUGUCGAUCUCAUCGGUAAUGCGUCGGCUGUUGUGAUGCUCACAGAUGACGUAAACUUUGCGCCCGUUUUAAGUGAUUUGCGAAACCGAAGAGGCGUUGAGAUCAAUCUGAUCCAAAGACAAGCCGGCGCUGCCCUUAAGACGAGCGCUAAUUUUGUUUUAAAUUUUGCCGAUUUCUGCAAAGAUCUGGACUUACGACAAAAAAUUCAAAUCAAAGAGUUUAAAGUAUUAAUCAAAGGUUUGCCUACAAAUCGCCGAUCGGUGGAUAUCGUAAAGCGGUUGCAGCAAAUGGUGACCAACUGUGGCGGUCGUAAAGUGGCCACAAACCCGUCCAAAGGCGAGGCCACCAUUCAGUUUGCCUGCGCGGACGACGCCCGUCGUUGCCAACAGAGGCUCAAUAACCACAAUGUUUUUGGCCACAGGAUUGAAGCGGUUGUGUUGGGCGACGAUUGGCGCCCUCAACAAAGAGGUUACCAGAACUGGUCCCGAGGCCGUCGUCCCGCGCAAACUCGUCGCGUAUCGCCAGUCAAACUAAGAGAUCGUCCAAAUAAUGGUCGCCCCGUAUGGCCGCCAUCGUCGGCAGGUGUGGCCAAAGCCCCAUCGGUUGCUUCCGCGGCUCAGUUUGUCAAUCAUAGAACCGGUGGUUAA